AGAGGUUUGUACGUGAUGUCCGUGAAUGCAUCACAGGUCGGAUUAAUGUGGUGCAUUCUGAUUGGCUCUCCGGCAGGAAGUGAGGCAGCGGUGGAUGAACUGGUCCAGUCGGUGCGGAGCAGGAGGUUCCGGAUGGGAAACGCAGCUGCUCGGUUCGUAGCGGCGUGUCUGCUGUGCGCCGCGGGCGCGGAGGACGGGGGAGGAUGGUCCCAGCCUGCAGACCCCAGCCUGCAGGAGGAAGGAGUCUGCACCAUCGAUGUUCUGGACGCAUCAGAACUGACCCACCAGCAGUUCAUUGACAGAUACGCGUUCAGCAGACCCGUGGUCCUCAGAGGUCUCACCGACAACACGAACUUCCAGCUGCUCUGCUCCAAGUCCAGCCUGCUGGAGAAGUUCGGCUCCCUGAAGGUCCGGCUGAGUACCGCCAACACGCACUCGUACAGGAAAGUGGACGUUCUCUUCCAGCAGUACGUGGACGAGCUGCUGAGGCCUCAGGCCCGGGACGCCCUGGGCAGCGAGACGCUGUACUUCUUUGGAGACAACAACUUCACCGAGUGGCAGAACCUGUUCGAUCGGUACCGGCCUCCGCCGUACGUCCUGCCGGACACGACCGGCGCCUACAGCUUCGGGAUCGCAGGUCCUGGAACCGGAGUCCCGUUUCACUGGCAUGGUCCGGGGUACUCAGAGGUCAUCUAUGGAAGGAAGCGGUGGUUCCUCUACCCACCGGGUAAGGAACCUCAUUUCCACCCUAACCGCACCACCCUGUCCUGGCUGAGGGAAACCUACCCCUACCUGCCGGAGGAGGAGGCUCCGCUGGAGUGCACCAUCCGGCCCGGAGAGGUUCUGUUUUUUCCGGACCGCUGGUGGCAUGCAACCCUCAACCUGGACACCAGCGUCUUCAUCUCCACCUUCCUGGGCUGAGCUUCAUCUACAGGAGAUUUUUAAGGCAUCUCAGUUCUGCCUGCAGGCUGACAGGAAGGAAAACCCGAAGCAAAUCGGGUUUAGGAUCCACUUUUCUCAGGGGACCCAUUUCUGUUCUUUAUUUUAUAUUUAGGUUUGUGUUUCCUGGAGGAUUGAUGCUCCGUCUUAAAGCUUUGGACCAAAUGGAACUGAGAAAAAAGCUGUUGGAGGAAUUAUUAUUAAUAAUUAUGGGAUACUGUUACAGACACUUGAGCAGCUUUAAUCUAGUAUUAUUUAAACACUUUUUUUAAAGAGUGUAAUCUGUAUUUUUUUUCUCCAGAUAUAUGAAAUAAGGAAGGCCAAUGGCCAAUAUUUCAGCAGCUGAUCAACAUUCAACGAUCUUUCACGGGUUAUAAUCAUCAGUUAAAAUCAUAUUUAAUAAAUAAAUGGCAUUCCACUUA
Messenger RNA from Fundulus heteroclitus (mummichog), 1361 nucleotides. RefSeq names its product jumonji domain containing 8 (gene jmjd8). Gene Ontology annotation, cellular component: cytoplasm. NCBI's taxonomy places the organism in Eukaryota, Metazoa, Chordata, Actinopteri, Cyprinodontiformes, Fundulidae. The transcript is spliced from 9 exons. The record is from RefSeq and is a predicted model, not a curated record. Bases 16 to 921 code for a protein of 301 amino acids.